Messenger RNA from Punctularia strigosozonata HHB-11173 SS5, 632 nucleotides. RefSeq lists its product as uncharacterized. The transcript has 6 exons. Bases 66 to 632 code for a protein of 188 amino acids. Lineage: Eukaryota; Fungi; Basidiomycota; Agaricomycetes; Corticiales; Punctulariaceae. The record is from RefSeq and is a predicted model, not a curated record.
CUCCUAUCUCAACUUCUAUCUCCCAACUUUACGUCCUUUGUUCGCUCAACCAUAUUCAUCUCGUCAUGAAGUCUUUCGUCGUUCUCGCUGCCCUUCUUUCGCUUGUGACUGCUGCUCCGGCCGGCAAGCGAGCUCAAGUUUGCAACCUUUCGGCCAUCUCGGAUUUGUCGAUCGUGACUGCAUCGGAUCCUUCUGGCACGAUCCGUUGGGACCUCUUCGACGCUGAUGGAUUCGGAAUCCAGUCUGGACAGCUGGCAUGGUUUCAGGAAAGCCAGCCGGACGGUCCCGCCAAGUUCAGGGCGGUCGGUUCGACCAACGGUCCUACGAUCUUCACCUUCCAGCGCAGUACCGAUUCUGCGGAGGUUGCCCAAUCCGGAUCCGGGUUCGCUUCUGGAAGUGGCACCGAGUUCAUCGUAUCUUGCCCCGCAACCUGCAACCUUGGUGCUGGCUCUGGAGAGCUCGUAGCAGAUCAGUGCACGAUGGAGGUCAGCGACGGCAGCGGCGCCGGGACCGGUCAAUGUGUCUCGUUUAAUGGCGGUGCUCAGACGCCAGUAGCGAUUGGCACCUGCGACGGAUCGACCGCUCAGCAAGUCCUAUUUUUCAACAACUCCCCCGAGGUCUCCGACGAGUAG